AUGUCGCGCCCCGAGCGUCUGCGCACGCGAACGCCUUCGAAAUCCGAUAGCGCUCUACCCUUCAUCGUGAUCAUCACCACCGUCUCUGUGGCUCUAAGCACGAUCUUCGUCCUCUUCGCCGCAUGCACUGGCCGUCUUUCUACAACCCGAUCCUUCGCCAUAGGAAGACUUCGGGAGUCCGAGCUCCGUGCACUAUCUUUCGAGGAUGACGAAGUUCCAAUCUUCUAUCCAAUGCUCGACCUGCCCGUUGACGCCGAAGUGGAUCAACGCCCGCUGGUCAAGGUCGGCUUCGAAGAGACCGUGCACUUUCACUGGGACAACAGCACGUCUGCGCGCGAGUACUUUCAGAUGAUACCUUUCGGAAGCGUCGGACAGCGCCAUGGAAAGCAGAAUCGUGCGUUCGCUACGGCGGUUUUUCAUAUGGAGCACUGCUACCGCAUCUUCCACUCUGUCUACGUUUCUGACGAUAUCCCUGGGAUUCAAUGGGAACACAUCAAUCACUGCGUCAACUACCUCCGCCAGCAGAUCCUAUGCACCGCAGACCUCACGCCUGAGAUGGGCGACUUCAUGGCUCGCGAUCCAGGAGAAGCACGCGAGGGCUCUGUACGCGUCUGCAGAGACUUUGGCGCGAUGUACGACAGCGCGGCGUAUAACUGGUUCUCCUGGCUACGAUACGCGAAGGCGCACAACAUCACUAUACCCGCGAAGUGA
This is a messenger RNA of Peniophora sp. CBMAI 1063, 711 nucleotides long. The record is from the annotation of a GenBank genome assembly. Lineage: Eukaryota; Fungi; Basidiomycota; Agaricomycetes; Russulales; Peniophoraceae.